Sardina pilchardus (European sardine) is the source of this 1008-nucleotide messenger RNA. RefSeq lists its product as uncharacterized. The record is from RefSeq and is a predicted model, not a curated record. Bases 1 to 1008 code for a protein of 335 amino acids. Gene Ontology annotation, molecular function: protein binding. Lineage: Eukaryota; Metazoa; Chordata; Actinopteri; Clupeiformes; Clupeidae. The transcript has 2 exons.
AUGAAGACUUGUGGAGCUCUACUGGUGCUGCUGUGCUGCUGUUUGGCUGAGACACAGCUUAGAGGAGACACCAUCAGUGACAAUGACAUCACUCAACAGGGCCAUUAUGGUGAAGCAGAGACCAGAGAAAAUGAGAUUAUGGGUGCAGGACAGAGAACUGAAGAUGCAGACACAGCCUCCACCCAACAAACCUGCCAGCCUGACAUCCACACUGUGCUGAGAGAGAUGAGCGCUCUGGUGGUGGAGCAGAGAGUGGAGCUCAGACACACUAAGACACAUGUGGAGGCUUUGGAGAAGAAAGCAGAGACUAUGGAGACCAGACUGAGGGCCAGUGAGAAGACAGCUGAGGAGCAGAGAGUGGAGCUCAGAUACACUAAGACACAAAUGGAGGCCAGAUUGACUGCUAGUGAAAGUAAGGCAGAGACUAUGGAGACCAGAUUGAGAGCCAGUGAGAAGGCAGUCGAGGAGCAGAGAGCUGUAAUUAAGGAGCUAAAGGAGAAACAGGAGGAGCAGGCAGCAGCUGUGAGAGCCGUAGGAGGCAGUGUGAACAUCACGGGGAGUCAGGUGGAGGAGCUGAGGAGGGAGAGAGAGCAGAGGAGGGUGUCCUUCUCUGCCUCACUGCUGGCAUCUGGUGCUGGAAAUACAGGACCCUUUUCAGUUGCAACUCCCCUGGUCUACAGACACAUCUUCACUAACAUUGGAAACGCCUAUAACCCAAACACAGGCGUCUUUACAGCUCCAGUCAGAGGGGUCUACCACUUUGUCAUCUUUGUCGACGGUGUUGGUCAUGCAUCUACAUGGACUGGCGUCUCUCUUCAUAAAAACGGGGAGCAUGUUGUCAUUACACACACUCAGCAGCCACACUACAGAGUGACCUCCUCUAAUGCAGCCUCUCUGCUGCUGGAGGUGGGAGAUGUGGUCUACGUGAAGCUGUGGCCAGGGUCGUGGGUAAUGGACAAUCAGAACCACCACACCACCUUCUCUGGCCACCUGCUCUUCCCCAUGUGA